This is a messenger RNA of Phyllotreta striolata, 672 nucleotides long. Lineage: Eukaryota; Metazoa; Arthropoda; Insecta; Coleoptera; Chrysomelidae. The record is from the annotation of a GenBank genome assembly.
GUAUAUAAUUGCUCUUCGCCUGUGGGAGGCGUUCAGUCGCGUUAUUGCUCGUUUUACCGGUGCAAACGCCCAAACGAAAAAUGAAUGACGAGGAGCAGAAGAUGGCCAUACUGCGUAAGGCAUUCCAGAUGUUCGAUACCAAGAAAUGCGGACACAUCGAGACCCUCAAAAUCGCCACCAUCUUGAACAGCAUGGGGCAGUUGUUCGAUGAAACCGAGCUCAACAAUCAAAUCACCAAGCACGAUCCGGAUAGAGUAGGUCAAGUUAAUUUCGAUGCUUUCUGCGAAAUCGCCACGCAUUUCCUCGAAGAGGACGACGACGAGUCAACCCAGCAGGAGUUGAAGGAAGCUUUCAGAUUGUAUGAUAAAGAAGGUAAUGGCUACAUCACCACUGCUACGCUCAAAGAAAUAUUGAAAGCACUCGAUGACAAGCUGACUGGAAGGGAAUUGGAUGGAAUUAUCGCUGAAAUCGAUACCGAUGGAUCUGGUACUGUCGAUUUUGAUGAAUUCAUGGAAAUGAUGACUGGUGAUUAAAUCACUAAACUUAUUUAUAAGCUUACGACUGAUAAUAAUUUAAAAAUAAAUUUUUUACACAAAAUUACAAGUGUAAAAAGUAAGCUUUUUCUUAAGCUCACUUUUAAUGCUAGAGUUCAGUACUCACAAAAUAUUUUUU